Molecule: messenger RNA, 3410 nt
Organism: Sciurus carolinensis (gray squirrel)
Lineage: Eukaryota; Metazoa; Chordata; Mammalia; Rodentia; Sciuridae
Gene: Vma21
Product: vacuolar ATPase assembly factor VMA21
Exons: 3
Coding region: 279-641 (120 amino acids)
Biological process (GO): vacuolar proton-transporting V-type ATPase complex assembly
Cellular component (GO): endoplasmic reticulum membrane
Source: RefSeq, a predicted model, not a curated record
CUCCUUCCCGCUUCCCAUGGCAGGACUUCCACUGCGGGCAGUAAUUAACGAGCCGUUUGCUCCGGGGCUGGUGGAAUAAUGUGCAUUGCUUUUUUGUGUUGUUGUCGGAAACUGCUUAGUUGCCUAGCACCACAGUCGCCUGCUUCCUUGUCCUCCCCGCGGCUCCUGUGCUGUGGUCGCCUUGCUGCGCCGCCGGUCGGCGAUCCGGACCAAGACGGUGAGAGAGGCGUUCGCUCGAGCUCAGGGGGCUACGGCGACGACACCCGCCCGGCAGGAGUAUGCUACGAGGCAAGUCCCGGCUCAACGUGGAGUGGCUGGGCUACUCGCCCGGCCUGCUCCUCCAGAACAAGCCGCUCCUGGCAGGGCGCACGCCGCGCAACCUCCGCGGAAGUGAAAGUUCGUUAGCUUCCACACUGAAGACGCUCCUGUUCUUCACGGCUUUAAUGAUAACGGUUCCGAUCGGAUUAUAUUUCGCAACUAAAUCUUACAUAUUUGAAGGUGCCCUAGGGAUGUCCAACAGGGACAGUUACUUUUAUGCAGCAAUUGUUGCUGUCGUUGCAGUUCAUGUGGUGCUGGCCCUCUUUGUCUAUGUGGCCUGGAAUGAAGGCUCACGGCAGUGGCGUGAAGGCAAGCAAGAUUAAAGUGAAUAUCGCCUUUUCAUGCAAUUUAAAUGAUCUUUUAAUAUGGUAAAUCUUUCUGAAGCAUUGGUAAUGAGUAAAUUUUAUUUGAAUAAAGUUGAAAUAACAUGUUAAAAUCAAACUUAAGGAGUCACAUUUGACCAUGUGUAAAUUUUAACUCAUCUAAUAUAGUAUUUUGUAUAAUUGGGUUUAACUUCAUGAAUUUCCCAUUUGGAAAGGAGAAUUGAAAAUGUUAAAUUGGUAUAAAUGAAUACAUUAAAUGAGUUUCACAUUAUCCUGGGAACAGUUUGAUUAUCUUACAACAAAAAGAAAGUUUUAUAACUUUUUGUCUUAAAAGUUGCUUUUAAGUUUUACUGUGCAUAUAUUAAGAUGUACAUGGUGACACAAGUCUAAACUUGAACACAGGAGCAUUUCCCUAACUAUCAUGAAAAUAUCAGGUCCUUGGAUUUGAGAUUUUAAUUUCCUGUGGAAAACUGCUUAAAUUUUGGACACUGGUAUUAAUCUGAAUGUCACUGACAAAUUUCACAAAAGUAUAAUUCCUAGUCAGAGUAUAUCUCUCAUUACAAUUAUUUGAUGGGAAAAUUAAGAUAAGUCACACCCCAUUCAUGGAAAGGAAUUUGAUUUAUUGCAGGAUCUAGAGAGCAAAGAAAAAGUGACUGUCCGCUGUGUGCUUUUAAGAGCAAUUUAUCACAAUGUACUUCUCUCCCUAGUUCACAUGAAACUUAGGCUUCAUUACAAAGUUUGUGGAAAUUCCAUUUAAAAUUAUAAUUCCUACUUUUUAAAAAAAUAUAUAAUGUAUAUGAAUUUGUAUUUCAUAAACUCUUCAUAUUUGCAUACAUUCACAGUGUAAACAAUUCUGAAAAUAUUAAUUUUAUCACUAUCCAAGAAGUAUUCUAGGGAUUUCUGGUCUAAUGGUCUUUUUAAUGAGAGCUUAGUUGCAUUCAAUAUAUAGACACAUAAAUAAUCCUCAAGAUCCUUUUUAAUGGGGAAAACAUCCCUGUGAUUUUACUUUAAUACUUUUAGUCUGUUCUUUCUAGCCAUCUGGUACUGUUUGUCUGCAAUCUAAAAACACUGAUCCUUCAGAUGUUUGUCUCUUAACUAUAGAACCAUAUAAAUAUAUGGAAAAUACAUAUUCAAACAGGAAAACAGCAAAAACUUCCCUUGUAAUCUAGCCACAUGGAGAUAAUCACUACUUUGGUUUGUAUCCUGUGUGCAGUUUUGAAAGUUAUUUCUCAAUGCUAGUUCCAUACAUACUGCAAGUUUGGUUUAAGUUCAGAUCCUGCCAUUUGUAUCUGAUAGCUAUUUACAUUUUUUUCAGAUAAAUGAUAAUUUGCCAUUUUCUUAUAAAGCGCUUUUACUUUUAAAAUUCAAAUUCUCAAUGUUUUUACCAUACAGAAAUGAUAAAUAUGUAAGGAGAUAAAUAUGUGUGACCUAAUUUAAACCUUACACAAUGUAUAUAUGUAUCAAAAUAUCACAUGCCCCCCAAAUAUGUACAAUAUUUAUGUUUUUAUGUAUUAGUUAAGAAAGUAAAAGAAAAUAUAAAUUUCUUAUAACUGAUGAUACCAUUACAAGGACCCUUGGUUAAGUGCUUGCCAUUAUUAAUUUGUUCACUGUUACUGAUUUUUUAUGUUGUGAAACUGGUCAAAAGGAAAAGAAAGAUGAUUAGGCAUAAAAGUCAACCAUGCAUUGGUGCUUGUAGAGCAAAGUAAAAGAUCAGUGUGGAGAUAGGAUUGUUCUUAAUUCUUGCUUAAAGGUAAAUGCUGUCUACAGUUUAAAUAUCUUUAAGCAGCUAUUCUAAAGUUAAAGUUUUUUCGGUAAAUAUUACAAUUGUAUAUAAUGACAUUUGAGUCUAGGGUGUUUUGUUGUAGAGUUCUAAAUGUUUUCCUCAUUAGAUCGCCUGCUGUAUUUAGAAUUAUUCACCUGAUUUUUUACAUAAUGCCAUGGUUUUUCUUGUACUUUUGGAAUCUUAGGCUGUUUGUAAAAUAAAAUGUCCAAUGUUAGAUAAUUUUUUUGAGUUUAGACAUUUACUGAGUAGCUAAUGAUAUGUAUAUUUUUCUGUAAGUAUUUAAACCAGGGAUAUGUGCAAACACAUCAUUUUCUCUUGGGAAAAUACCAAGUGUUUAAAAGUUAAAAUCAGAUUUUAGGAUUGAUUGAUAUUGCUAUUUAGAAUUAUUAUUAAAUAGACUUUUCAAAGCAGUUAUUUUUCCUAGAGUUUUAACUGUUAGCUCACUAGUUUGCUGCUGAUAACUGUGUUAAAUAGCAUAUGGUAUUUGACAAAUAAGUUUAUUUUUCAAGGUAUUUUGCCCGUUUUCACUUGUAUAAUGUAUAUACUUCAAGAUAUAUAGGUAAGAAAGCUACAGUUGAGCCCUUAUACAUUGUUUUAAGUUAGGAAUAUGUUCCCUGUUGGUGUGAAAACUGAUUGUAAUAAUAACCUCAAUUAGGAAGUGUAACUUGAAGCAUCAGUUCAAGCUGCUGAUUUAAUCCCAUUUACUGUAACUAUACCUUCUAAACCUUUUGAUUUACUCUCCAGAAUGUAAUCCUUUUUUCCCCCACUGAGCUAAAAAAUGGCAGAUCUGCUGGAGAAUGUCAUUAGCUUUUCAGAUGGAUACCAUUUUUUGUAUAACAGUAGAAGUUAAUUUUGAGUUGUUAAUGAAGUAUUUUAAACCUGCCAUUAAAAACAAAAUAAAACCCUGUGUUUCAGCCAGGCAAGAUGGUGCACAUCUGUAUUCCCAGCUACUUGGGAGGCUGAGGCAGGAGGAUCAUGGGUUCAAG